CGUAACCUAUUGUUUGUAAAAUAUGUAGCCUUUUGGGAGAGCACGGAUGAGCCUUCGCUCAAUGAGUUCCUGAAUUUUCGAUCCCGCGCAGGCGAUUUGGAAGAUGAAGUGACGGAACAUAAUCGCGAUUUGAUUGUGAGCAGUGCAUCACUUCACAGACUACUUUUCGGACUGCGUGUUCGUAAAGGAAAGACUGCGUGUUUGUCUGAGAAUUGUGUAUUAAUAUCGCGGUGUACUUUUUGGACUACUUUGCGGACUGUGUGUUUGCAAGGGAAAGACUGCGUGUUUGUCUGGGAAAAAACCGCGUGUUUGAAGGAAAGACUGCGUGUUUGUCCGGGAAAGCUGUGUGCUUGUAACGAUAAAAAUUCAAAGCGGGUAAAUUAUUUUUGGGAGUUGCAAAUGAAAAGACAAAACAUACAAAUGGAGAUUAAGUUACUCGAAGAGAAAAACGAAUUACUUGAGAAGGAACUGUCACACCAGAUUGCUCUUGAACAGACCCGACAUAUUCUGGAUGCGACGAGGGAGACUCGUAAUCAAGGUGCUUUAUUACAAAGUGAAGUUACGACAAAAAUCAAAAAACGCAUGUUGGAUAAAUCGGAUGCACCAUGUGAACAACCAAAAAGGAGAGUGAAAGCUACUAAUAGAGUUAAUAGAGUUGAAAGUGCAGAACAUUAUUCCAAGUCUUAUGAUCCGGAAGAGUGUAAGGAAGAAUGUAUUAAUGUGGAACAAGACGAAGAAAUUAUAAGUGAUGAACAAAACGUUUCCAAUGAAAUAGACGAGGGGGAUGAGACCGAAUUUGAAUCAUUGAACUCUUCUCCUCCUUUGUCCGAGGGUGACAAUGGUUCAGUUUACACUCCAAGCGAUAUUGAAGAUCAGAACCCUCCACCACCGUUAAUUCCAUCACAGCUCAAAGAUUUUCACAAAUACUUCACAGAUAUGAGUAAAGCUCAUAAAUGGGUUCUUACAUCUGGAAAGUGUAUCGAAGAUACUCUUUUUGAACACUGCAAGGAACUGCCAAAUGAAUCACUCUUACAUUCAUGGAUUAUUGAUCUUGAUGACCGAGAGGCAGAAGAACUAUUUACUAUAGAAGAGUGGAAAGAAAUCCAGCGUGAAACCAGAAAAUUUCCGGAAGUUGACGAAACAUUUGUAGAAUCUAUGAUGCGAUUUGCCGAUGUUGAAACAGAAAGCGAACUAAGGAAGGUCUUAGAAACAACAUCCUUCCGAAAUGAAGAUGAGCCUUAUGUCCAAGAAGAUCAUUUUGAUGCUGAAUGGGCUGAAACUGUGAUGAGGAAAUUCCUUAUGUAUUAUGAAAAUCAUAAUGAACCGCUAAAAAGAUCACAUCUCGAGUCUUGGUACGAUAUCAAUGUGUGGUCGCAUAUUGUUGACCAUGGUCUUUCCGAUAUAUUUGGAAUAGAAGUAGUCAGAAAGGAAUCAACAAGUGAUGCAGUAUCCACAAGAAAAAAUAGAAAAAGAAUAUGUACACGUUACAAGAAGCUUCCCCGUAAGAAGAUGGGGUAUAAGAUGGAUGGAUUAUUUCGAACUUAUCUAAAUAAUAUCGAGUACGGAGCAAUCGAAGUAGGAAAAAAAUUUGAUGAAACAAAAUUGCUAGCUGAUGGAUUUAAAAUUAGCAAAGCUAUGCAUGACAUCUUCGUAUGUUUGUGUAGACUUGUUAAUUUUGAAGAAACCAAGAUAAGGAAAUUACAAAUCCCGGGCAUUCUUCACUUGGGUCUUAAAUCACAAGUUUUACAAAUGAGUAGUCCUAAAGGAUAUGUAACAAUCUUAAAACGAGAUAAGCUUCUUGAGGUGCCAGCUACUAUUGAAAAAAUAAAAGAUCUUAUAAGAGUAUUGGUUAGCAUAUGGAAGAAAAUGAUCAAAGAUAAUAUGAAGAUAGUGUUCACUGUCCAAAAUCCAAAUGACUUCAAGCAAGAAUUAUUAGGCGAAGAAUCUCCGGAUGGAAUAGAUGUUCCAUGGUCUCUUGAUUCUAUUGUGUAG
Messenger RNA from Cetraspora pellucida, 1992 nucleotides. The record is from the annotation of a GenBank genome assembly. NCBI's taxonomy places the organism in Eukaryota, Fungi, Glomeromycota, Glomeromycetes, Diversisporales, Gigasporaceae.